Messenger RNA from Armigeres subalbatus, 485 nucleotides. RefSeq lists its product as uncharacterized. Bases 18 to 485 code for a protein of 155 amino acids. Lineage: Eukaryota; Metazoa; Arthropoda; Insecta; Diptera; Culicidae. The transcript has 5 exons. The record is from RefSeq and is a predicted model, not a curated record.
AAGUGUGUGCGAAGAGAAUGGCGUCGAACGAUUUGCUGGAGGAUCUUCCUAUUUCGGCCAGUGCUUUAAAAGAAUUCGAAGAGUGUGGUGUGGACACAACCGCCCUGAUAUGUUGGGACAAGCAGCAAAUUUCAGAAGCUCUCUUACAAACUAAUGUUGAUUGGGACGUCGAGACGAUUUGGGAUUUAAUUUCAAAUUGGCGAAGUCGUAAUGGACUAGAAAAUGCUGUAAUCGUGUUUGAAGACACUAACAGUGCUCCGCAGGACGCAGCUAGCGUUACAGAACAAACGGAAAAAGAAAGUUCCGAGACGCUGAAAAUACAAGACGAACCAGAGGAAAAAAAUAAGAUAUCUUCGAACUUGAUAAUUAAGUAUGAAUCCCCAUCUGAGUCGGUGGACGAAAUUAUCGCCGAAAGUUCGCCAGUGAUAACGGAGAAUUGCUCGAUUUUCACACAGCAUACUCAAUCAGGGCUCACGCUCUUCUAA